Messenger RNA from Stylophora pistillata, 1038 nucleotides. RefSeq names its product octopamine receptor beta-2R-like. NCBI's taxonomy places the organism in Eukaryota, Metazoa, Cnidaria, Anthozoa, Scleractinia, Pocilloporidae. Gene Ontology annotation, molecular function: G protein-coupled receptor activity. Gene Ontology annotation, cellular component: membrane. The record is from RefSeq and is a predicted model, not a curated record. Gene Ontology annotation, biological process: G protein-coupled receptor signaling pathway.
AUGGCGACAUGGUUCCAUAUUCUCGGAUGGGUCCUUUCUAUCGCUACAGUGGUAGGGAAUGGUUUUGUGGUAGGCCUUCUGGCCCACACGCCCCGACUUCAUUCUACUUCAAACUGGUUCGUUCUGUCUUUGGCAGUGGCCGACUUCGGCGUUGGUAUCAUCGUUUAUCCUUUUUCAUUUUUUUGUUAUCGCUCAAUGCAGUGUAACCUUAAAGUAUACGUGGCGUUUUUCUGGUUUUUCCUUCAUUCGUCGGCCACAAAUCUUUGUGCAUUGACUUGGAAUCGUUACUUCGCAAUUGUUCAUCCAUUCAAGUACCAUAUGUCCAUGACCGAAAGACGUCCAGGUAUAGUUAUCAUGACAGCAUGGUUAGUUUCCUUUGCGAGUGCCUUGUCUCUUUUGGUGGGAUUAUACGCAACACAGUCUCCAACUGUCUUGAAGAUCUUGCGAAUAGCAAACAUCUCCAUCUUUGACAUAGUAUCCUGCGCACUGCUUUUGUAUUCCGUUAUUCGUAUUCUCAUUGUGGCUCGAACUCAGGCACAGCAGGUGUCCGCUGGAUCAGAGCUACACGGAAGGCCCUCCACGGAAGUAGAACCCUCGCGCAGAGGAAACCAGCGCAACACAGCUCUCUUCAUCAUCGCUUUAGUUGUGUUUUUCUUGGGAUGUUACGUAAUUGUAAGCGCUGUAACUCUUUGUUUGACUUUUUCCUCAUGUCAGACUUCUAAUACAGCUGGCCAGGCCAUAGUUUGCCUGCUUACUGUGAACUCCGCAGUGAAUCCUUUAGUAUACGCGUUUUUAAAGAGGGAUAUUAAGAGAGAAGCACAGAGGCUUUUCUGCAGAGAACACUUUAAUGAAGACUUGACUCGUCAAGUCCUUACAGUGAGAACGUCAACGGCAUUUUAAAAAUGCGGAACAAGUGCCAUUCUAUUAGGUCUUUUCAAGGGUAUCUUUUAUUCCUUCGUGUGUCGAUAGAAGUUUCAAAGAUGCAGCAAGAACCGUGCUUCUAAAACCUGUUAAUUCUUGUAUUUCGGCUUAGUUCAU